CUUUCUGAUAGGGAGGCUUAUCAAACUUUAUUUGUGUAUAUAGUAGUUGCGAAAACACUUAUUCAAAGCCUUUAGACACCUUGUGCAACUAUUUGUGAAUAAGAUAGAAGGGCCUAUAAAAUGUCUUCUGAUAAAUUGGAUGAAUUAGCUAUCGAAAAUUUUCGAGAAUAUUUAAGAAUCCCCUCUGUACAACCUAAUGUUAAUUAUGAUGAUUGUGUGAUUUUUAUAAAAAAACAGGCCAAAAGCCUGGACCUCCCAGUAAAAGUUUUUGAAAUAUUCCCUGGGAAACCAAUAGUUGUUAUCACAUGGGAGGGUUUCGAACCUGAAAAACCAUCGAUUUUACUAAACGGUCACAUGGACGUUGUGCCUGUGUAUUUGGAUCAGUGGAAAUAUCCUCCCUUUGCAGCCCACAUGGACGAAAAAGGAGACAUUUAUGGUCGUGGAUCACAGGAUAUGAAAAGUGUCAGCAUUCAAUAUAUUGAAUCAAUUCGUCGAUUGAAAUUAAAUGGAAUCCGAUUAAAAAGGACAAUUCACAUUUCAUUCGUGCCAGAUGAAGAAAUUGGUGGAAAAGAUGGAAUGGAAGCUUUUGUAGCAACUCAGGAUUUUAAAAAUUUAGAUAUUGGCUUUGCCUUGGAUGAAGGAAUACCUUAUCCAACAGAAUCAUUUAUAUUAUUUUAUGGAGAAAGAAGUAAAUGGGAUGUAUGGAUUCAUUGUUCUGGCCAACCAGGACAUGGAUCUCUGAUGUCUGAAAAUAAUUCUGGAGAGAAAUUCUACAAAGUCAUCGAUCGAUUCAUGAAAUUCAGGGAUGCAGAAAAAAAGAAAUUGCAGGAUCCGAAAAUUAAGCCCGGAGACGUUACUUCUGUUAAUUUAACGAUGGUCAAGGGUGGUAUACAAAUUAAUGUGAUCCCGCAGGAAUUGUCAGUUGGAUUUGACAUUCGAAUCGCUCCUGAUGUCGACCAUAAAAAAUUCGAAAAUAUGAUAAAAAGUUGGUGCGAAGAAGCAGGACAGGAUGUGUCUUAUCAAAUUUUGACAAAAAAUAGGCCGGUCGAAAAUACAAAAUUAGAUGAGAACAAUAUUUUUUGGGUUGCAUUUAAAAAUGCCUGUGAUGAUGCCAAUUUGGAGUUGGAACCAAUUAUUUGUCCAGGUGGGACAGAUGCUCGCUACGUGAGAAAAGUUGGAAUUCCCGCCUUAGGAUUUACACCGGCAAAUAAUACGUCUCUACUUCUUCACGAUAACAACGAGCGUUUGAAUAAAGAUGUAUUUUUAAGAGGAAUCGAUAUUUACAUGAAAAUUAUACCGGCUGUCGCCAACGCUUAACUUUAGGAAUAAAAUAUCAAA
Belonocnema kinseyi is the source of this 1338-nucleotide messenger RNA. Its product is annotated as aminoacylase-1-like. The record is from RefSeq and is a predicted model, not a curated record. Gene Ontology annotation, cellular component: cytoplasm. NCBI's taxonomy places the organism in Eukaryota, Metazoa, Arthropoda, Insecta, Hymenoptera, Cynipidae. Gene Ontology annotation, biological process: amino acid metabolic process. Gene Ontology annotation, molecular function: aminoacylase activity. The transcript has 6 exons. The coding region runs from base 121 to 1317 and encodes 398 amino acids.